Messenger RNA from Micropterus salmoides (largemouth bass), 5163 nucleotides. It is a transcript of the gene arhgap19, whose product is annotated as Rho GTPase activating protein 19. Lineage: Eukaryota; Metazoa; Chordata; Actinopteri; Centrarchiformes; Centrarchidae. Gene Ontology annotation, biological process: signal transduction; regulation of small GTPase mediated signal transduction. The coding region runs from base 23 to 1594 and encodes 523 amino acids. Gene Ontology annotation, cellular component: cytoplasm. The record is from RefSeq and is a predicted model, not a curated record. The transcript is spliced from 12 exons. Gene Ontology annotation, molecular function: GTPase activator activity.
CAGCGGAGGAUUCAAACUGAACAUGGCUGCGGGGAAAGAUGCCGACGAAAACACGCAAAAUAGAAGCGGUACAGUGUGCAGUAUGGUGAUCAAUCAGCAGGAAUCGCUGGGGGGCUCUCGUGCUGGCCAACCGCCAGUCAUCUUCAACCCGGACUUUUUUGUGGAGAAACUUCGCCAUGAGAACCCUGAUAUUUUCCUGGAGUUGGUGCUUAGUAACAUCACUCGCCUUAUUGAUCUUCCUGGUACAGAGUUUGCACAGCUCCUUGGUGAGGAGGGCUCUAAAACGCCAACAGGUGGAAAUGGAGGCUUCUUUCGCUCUUUCAACUUCCUCAAACGCAAAGACAAAGGCGUUGUAUUUGGAACGUCACUGACAGAGAGCUGCGUUGCCCAGAUCUACCAGCUCAUCGAGUACCUCAGCAAAAACCUGCACGUGGAGGGUCUGUUUCGGGUGCCAGGGAACAGUGUUCGGCAGCAGUCCCUGAAGGAGCUCCUCAACAGCGAUGCUGAUGUUGACCUGGAGUCUGGAGACUUUCACCCCAAUGAUGUGGCCACGUUGCUCAAGACUUUCCUGGGAGAGCUGCCUGAGCCCCUGCUCACACACAGACAUUUCCACGCACACCUUAAGAUAGCUGAUAUGACUUUGUUUGACGAACACGGCAACAAGACAGCAAUACCCAACAAGGAGCGUCAAAUAGAGGCGCUGCAGCUUCUGUUCCUGCUGUUACCUCAGGCCAACCGCUCACUGCUCAAACUGCUGCUGGACCUGCUCUACCACACCGCCAAGCAGCAAGACAAGAACAAGAUGUCCGCAUACAACCUGGCCAUCAUGUUUGCCCCACACGUCCUCUGGCCCAGACACAUGACAGCUGGUGACCUGAAAGACAAUCUAAAGAAACUAAACAACAGUAUGGCGUUCCUCAUCAAGCACUCGCAGAAGCUCUUCAGGGCUCCAAUCUACCUGCGGGAUUAUGCCCGAGUGCACUUCACUGGGACCAAGGCUCUGCAGACGAAGGAUGAUCUGGAGCUGCUAGCGGCAAGCAGCUCUCCUGCUCGGACUGUGUUGCCCCUGAAGAGGACGGCUGUUCUGGGCCCCAGCUCUCAGGAGCAGUGCCAAUCACCAGCUCAGCAAUACACAGAAGAAGCUCUGAAGGAGCUCUUCAGACACGUCCACCACAACAUGCCGGACUCUGCCAAGAAGAAGAAACUCGUCCGACAGUUUGUCAAGCAGACGACCUCAGGGACGCCUGCUCAAGAGCACCAUCAGGCCCCCCCUGCCCACAGCAAGAAACAUCCCCGUUCACGCUCCUUUGGUGGCCUCAUCAAGCGCAGAGCUCGUGGUGAGCAGCUGACAGCUGAGAGGCGGGUCAGACACACCUCCCCUGACAUUGUGAACCGGACAGGAAGAAAACCCGGUAAAGAGAACGUCAUCCUGCAACAGUCGGUGAAUAGCCCAUUAAAUGGUCCUGUGUUGGGGAAGGCGGGUCUGGUAGUCAGAAACCCAGACUUUACUUUCAAAAAGGACAAUGGUCAAAAGGUUUCCAAGCAGGACUCGCUCACCAUGUGUUUCUCUCCGCCUCAGGAUAUCUCAAUGUAAAACCCAACACCUCCACCUCAUCUCGGUCAGGACUUGGGCAGUAUUAAUAUUAUAAUAUCUCGUGUUUAUCUACGUCUUUUCAUCGUAGUAAGUCUAUUUUAACUGUGACUAAUAUACAGCAGCUUUAGUCUUGGCCAGAAAAGCCGAACCAAAGCCAUGAACUCUUUCUGCUGCACAUUCAAGACGUGAGUGAGUCUUACAAACUGGUACAAACAGUUUAAUUAAAGCCUCCACGUAGCAUUGCUGUUAAAUGGCUUCAAUGUAAAGGUGGAUGAUGGGGAUAAAAUUAAUCUUUGAAUCAUUCAGAACAAUUAUGACCUCAAUAUGUAAUGUUGGAUAACUUGCAAAAUCACAAGCUAAGUGCUCUUGUACUUACAGAAAUACAUUUUAGUUCUAUUUUAACUUAUAGCUUAACUUAAGAUAUGUAGAUAAUAUAUUUUUUAGCAUGAUCAAGUUAGGCAACAAUAUAUAGACAUUGGAUUAUUGAUCGGCCUCACUUUUAAUUGAACAGGCCUCAUUUAGUCUGUGGGACCAGAGCUGCUGUGAGGAAUCCAUUAAAAACAUUCUUAUAUCUUUUAAUUUACUAGUUUUAUACCACAUAAUCGUCUGGUUUUAAUAGUAUUUCGAGUCCUUUUUGGUAUCAAGGCUUUGAGAUUAAAUCUAGUUUCCAGUGAAUGGAUGUGAUAGGGUUGGACUGGAUGUAGAGUUGGUUGAUAUGACUGAAAAUCAGAAUCCCAUCUUUUUAUGUAAUAACCUCAAUAUAACAGCACCACGAGGGGAAAACCACAAGUCUGCAUUAGAUGAUCUACUGAAAGUUCAUGUUUUAAAAUGUGCUAAACUAUUCCCACAUUAACACACAUCACAUUGCAUGCCGAUCUGUUUUGACACACCCUCUAAUGUUGGGCUUUUUGCUUGGCUCUACCUAAAUGUGAAUUAAAAUCAAACCGUGAACGGAGUCUUUGCUUUGGUUUGGCUUCACUGGCUCAGACAUGCAUGUGCCAGUUAUCACUUGAAACUUGUUUUCUUAGCUACUGUAUCAGAAUCUGACCACUAGUAAGCUCAGCUCACAGUCUGCUGUAGAGUGUAGAAAAUGUAUACAUGUUUUACUCUGUGUGUUUGUUUGUAGGCUUAUUGGGAACUGUGAUGUUUUGGUUUUUGGUACAGAAUGUUGUAACUUGUUGGUUACUGGAUGAUAAUUUCUCUGUGUUGGGCUGUUGAUACAGGAUCAGCAAGCGGGUCAGUUUUCCUGAUAUGAAUAACUGAUUUUAAUUAAUAAUCACCAUUACUACUUACAACAGACAAAGCAGUGGCUGGGAUCCCUGUUUGUGAACCUGUCAAAUAUGAAAUGUUACAUCCCCUGAGUGUCUCAUGGGACUUAAAAUAUUUUUUAAACAUUUAUUUUUUUUAUUCAGUUGGAUAAUGGAAGGGUCAUUGGAUAGAAUUUAACAGAAGUGGUUGAGAGAUUUGUUAUGUUGAUGGAUGAAAUGAAAGCCGAAAGUGUAUUUAUAUGAAUUAAUUUCUGGUUAAAAUGAGCAGUAAUCAGUUAGGGGAACUGUGUUAAGAGGAGGUCAUGCUAUUGGCAUAUAAGUAAGAAAGGAAAUGAGUGUCAUCCCAAACUAUUAAGGAAGUAUUUUAGGAUGGUGUUUGAGUAAAGGGACAUUAAGUAAUUCACAGGUUUCCUAUAAUUGCUGGUACAUGAAAAGUUCAUUCAGCAAUCAAGAGAAACAAAUUCCACAUCAAUAAACAAUUUAGAUGCAUAUGCAUUGUUGGGUUUGUGUUUUCAGAAAGUAAAAAUGUUACUUAAUGUCCCUUUUUUAAGUAUUGUCAUUUUAUUUAGUUCUCAGUUCCUUCAGGUUUACUUACAUGGCUUGACUAAAAGUUGGGGUAUGCGAUUCUAAUCCAUUACCUUUUGUCAAAUUCAGUGAAUAUCUCCUCACGGUUCUCUACCUGUCCGUUCUGUGUCAGCUGAACUGAGCAUCCCUGGCUCUGUAAACAAAACAAAGUGGCCCGCAACCUGCCACGCAGCACCAUUCCAGUCAUGUUUUUUGUGUCAGGUAACGUUUAAUGACUUGCCCACGAACAUUCAGCUUUGACAUGCUGUUGUGAUGUUAUCCACAGAAGCAGAAGAGUUGUGAGUUUCGCUGUCCGGAGCAGGUGUGCUGGCUCUGGGUUCGUCUUGUCGUUUUUGCAUGCUUGACAGUUUGCUAGCCCACAACUUGGCUAACAUUAGUUAAGUUACUUGCUGUUUCAGUGUUCGUGCUAUAUCAUGGUAUUUGCCAUAGAAUUGGAUUUCUUCAGAAUCGCUUAUCCCACCUUUUAACUGAUGUCUGCUCAAUUUGUUGUGUUAACGGGUACGGAUGCACCAGUACCACAUUUUCAGCACUGAGAAUUGUAGUAGUUUCCCCAAACAGUGCAGUCCCUCGUGGAGAAAUUGCAUGUUUCUCCAGCUCCUCCACAGGGAGGUCACAGGAAUCCACUGCCCUGCUCAGUGACGCCUCAACAGGAGAGACGCUCAGCAACGUGGGCUUGAACCCAAAUUGGCUGUGUAUAUGUUUUUGUAAAUUUUAAAAAUGAUGAUGGGGAAGUUUGCCAUGUGCAACAUAUGUCUCAUGCUCAUGGUUGUAGUAAUUGGUUUUGGUAAAUUUCCUUACCCAUAACCUGUAAUAUUUUGCUGUGGAAUCUGUUAUUGGUGCAUUCUGUUUUGAAGGUGCUGUGGAUGUUAAUGAGGGGUUUGUUGAAAGUGAUUAAGGUAGGACACUAAAAGACCUUAGCUCCUUUUUGUUUUGCAGUAUUUUUUUUGUUAUAUUCCGAUGAUGAUUUUGUAUAAUGGCUUACACAGAACUUUAAAAAAAUGUAUAAUUAAUCCCACUGAAUUCAUCUCAGCAGAGAAGCAGAGUUUUGAAACUGAAUUGGGAUCUCUCUUUGUCAUCGGGUCCUCUCAUCCUUUUCAGUUCUCUACAGACUGUAGUUUUACAAACCUGUUUUUAAGGGAGAGCUAAAUUGAAUUCUGUUGUAUUUAUUGCUAUUUGGGAAACUAUUUUCUUUUUAUGUGGAUGAAAUUUAUGAGCCACAUCUAAGGUACAUUAUUUUUUUUGAUUUGAGUUUACAUCCGUCACUCAGAUGAGAGCAGUUAUUUCUGUAUGAUGUGAAAUGCUGUCUCUAAGUGUUGCACGUCUGUUUUUUUUUUUUUUUUCUCUUUACAUAAAUGUGAAACAUUUAGUUACUGCUUGAUGUACAUGGUCACUGAGUUCUUCUGAACACUGAGAACAACGAAUGCAGAUGAAAGUUAAACCUGAAUGGUUAAUUGCACCUUAUUUCUUUGUUAGUGACAGUCAAUGAGACAUGGAGAAACUUACACACUGAGGUGAUUAACUAAAAUUCCCAUCUUAUUUGUCUGAGCUCACUUUUUCCAGUUUCAUAAUGAAUUCCUCUGUGACUGUUAUAACAUCUGGUUUGAACUGUGGUAACCUUUUUGUUUUUGUAUUUUAGUGUAAAAUAAGUUAACCCUGUACAUUUGAUUCCUUGGCAAACUAUCCGCUUUGGAUUAAAACUUUUUUAUGUUUCCUACA